This is a messenger RNA of Ostrinia nubilalis (European corn borer), 1999 nucleotides long. RefSeq names its product carnosine N-methyltransferase. Gene Ontology annotation, cellular component: cytosol; nucleus. Gene Ontology annotation, biological process: carnosine metabolic process. Lineage: Eukaryota; Metazoa; Arthropoda; Insecta; Lepidoptera; Crambidae. The transcript is spliced from 8 exons. The record is from RefSeq and is a predicted model, not a curated record. Gene Ontology annotation, molecular function: carnosine N-methyltransferase activity. The coding region runs from base 132 to 1280 and encodes 382 amino acids.
GGAAGCGAUCUAUUUAUUUGCUUGCCGUUCCCAAAAUAUUCAAUUUAAAUACUGUAUUUAGUGUCGCAAGAUAUCAAAUAAUAUAUCAGUUCUAUCGGCAUUAGUUAUUUGACCAUCUUAGAUCACCGAAGAUGUCAUUCGCGGCCGCAACUGAAGAAAUCGACGAGGUAAAAGAGAGGGCCCACUUCGUCGCCGUUGUGAACGCAUUUAAAUACUACAAAUUAUGCAGCCUGGACAGAAUACACAAGUCGGAAAAGAUCAUAUCCAUGCUGCCCAUAACGCACCAGCGGCGCCUCGACAAAUACAAGACUUACCUGACCAAAUUCAAACAGUGCCUUGAUGUGAACAAUACCAUAGUCCACCUGAUCAUCAAGGAUGUGGACACUAUGUUCGAGAAUGUGGACCAUAGCAAUAGUAUGGAGAUAGGCACGAAUGGGGAGAGCUUUGGAUGCAACUAUAAUAACUGUGAGAUCGCCUCACAGAAGCAGCAUAAGAUGCAGCAUGAUGUUGAGAAGGUGCAAUCGGUGCUAAAGAACAUAGUGAGAGACUGGAGCGACAUAGGCGCCGCGGAGAGGGAGCAGUGCUAUACGCCAAUACUCAACGAGCUGGAGGAACGGUAUCCGAAAGAGGAGUACAGCGACCGCGGCCAGGUCAAGGUGUUGGUUCCGGGGGCGGGGCUGGGCCGGCUGGCCUGGGAGACAGCGGCGCGAGGCUUCGCGUGCCAGGGCAACGAGUUUUCGCUGUUCAUGCUGUUUGCUAGCAACUUUAUACUCAACAGGUGCCCGGAGGCCAAUAAAUACACAGUACACCCGUGGGUGCACCAAUACGUGAACAACGUGACAUGUGACCAUCAACUGCUGGCUGCACAGUUUCCGGACGUGCGACCUUCUGGGGACAGACCUAACCAUAACUUCUCGAUGACCGCUGGGGAUUUUCUUAAGGUAUACACAGAGGCCGAGGAAUGGGACUGCGUGGCGACGUGUUUCUUCAUAGACUGUGCACCUAACGUCAUAGAGUUCGUAGAGAGGAUCUACAGCAUACUGCAGCCUGGGGGCUUCUGGAUCAACCUGGGACCACUACUGUAUCACUACAGUGAUAUGACGACAGAGAACAGCAUCGAGCCUCCAUACGAUAUACUACUGGACAUCAUCAGAGAUGUGGGCUUCGAUAUAUUGAAAGAACAGACCGGCGUGAAGACGAAAUACGCACAAAACCCAAACUCCAUGAUGCAGCACGAGUACGACUCAGUUUUCUUCGUGUGCAGGAAGCCUUACUGCUAAUAUACACGGCCGAGGCGUAAACUGUCAUAAGUAAGAUUUUUGAAAAUUUUAAACAUGGCGCAUUUGACAGCAAAUUGGUACAUACACGUAAGUAAAAAACCUGCAAUUCAUAAUGUAAUUCUGCAAUGCAAAAAGUGUUAAAAAUUGUCACCUGGCCAAUUUUUUUUUGGAUUUUCGAGAAAGUCAGGUACCGUUUAAGUAAGCGAAAACUCUUAUGAAAUAAUGCUUUUUUUUUAAUAAACAUUAUUGUCAAGAAGUUUUUUUAUAAUGGACAUAGUUUGAUGCCAUUUGUCGAUACGAUAACAUGGCGUUUUCUAACGUCAUAAAAAAUAUAAAAUCAGAUAUUGUUUACGUUCAUAUUUGUUAAAUUAAAAGUGCAUUCUUUUACUUCCUAACUGACAUCAAUGUAACAUUGCAAUUUUUCUCUUGAUUACUUAUGAUAAAAUUAAAGUUUGUACAAAUAAAAAAAUGUUAUAUAGGGUGUAUUGAAACUGCACCUUCGAUUUAACAUUGGCAUUUAUCUCUGUUUCAUUUGUUUUAAAAAUCAAGUUUGAAAAAAGUAAUUUGUUACAUAGGAGGUUUUGAAACUGAACCUUUGAUUUGUGAGGUAAGCAAGUGGCAUCAAACUUUGAACAUUAUCCAAUCGCAUUAAGGUCGAAAACCGUGAUAACAUAUGAUACGGCAUAUUCCACAAUGAAGAAAAACAAAUACGGGUAUAC